AUGAAAACGGAAGUGGUGAUCACCCUAGCGGUGCUAUUAGGACUGGAAUCAGUAUGCGGUAACCUUCUACACGACCUCAGAGAUUGUCCAUCAUUCUUGCCACGGUCACAAUAUGUGAAACCCUACGGAAAUCUCUGUCUGUUCUUUGUCACGACUAAAUAUGCCUGGAACGACGCAAACUCCAAUUGUCGCCGUCAUGGAGGUCAUCUGGUACAGAUUGAAAACCAACAGAAACAGAACUUUGUCUACAACACACUGAAGUCCUUACAUUGGAAGGAGAUCCGGGUUUGGAUAGGUGCAAAUGACCGUGCUACUGAAGGCACGUGGAAGUGGACAGAUGGUACCAAACUGACUUACUCACACUGGCAUGCAGGAGAGGGGCCGUCCCACAGUGGCUUCCUGUUUCAAUCAGGGUACGAGGACUGCGCGAUAAUGAAGCUUGAUGAUGGCGGAAGAUGGCACGACUAUGACUGCGGGGGUGUUCUGUUUCUCGAAACAUCCGUCUGUGAAUACAAAAAAAUACGACGAACUACAACAACACUCCGAACAACGACGAAGUCAACGACACCGAAACCGACCACACAAACAACAACCAUACCGACCACACAAACAACAACCAUACCGACUACAACAAGAGAGACAUGUGUAUCAUUCCUUCCUGGGGCCUCGCUCGUACAAUUCUACAGACAUUCCUGUUUAAGGUUUGUCAAAAGAGAAAAAUCUUGGAACGAUGCUAACACGGAGUGCACUAAUCAAGGCGGACAGUUACUACAGAUACACAGUCAACAAGACCAGGACUUCGUCUACCAGAGUCUGAAGUCUCUACACUGGAGCGACGCGGGGGCGUGGAUAGGGGCCACUGACCGUGUUAGUGAGGGACACUGGUCGUGGACUGAUGGCUCGCCCGUACAGUAUGGUCAUUGGAACCGUGGAGAGGGGCCACAUCACAACACCACAAAUGAGAACUGUGCUAUGAUAAAUGUGGAUGACGGGAUGUGGUAUGACUACAAUUGUGAAUCUGUUAUCUACAACCAGGCCUAUAUAUGUCAGUACAGGCUUUGA
Molecule: messenger RNA, 1062 nt
Organism: Ylistrum balloti
Lineage: Eukaryota; Metazoa; Mollusca; Bivalvia; Pectinida; Pectinidae
Product: C-type mannose receptor 2-like
Exons: 6
Coding region: 1-1062 (353 amino acids)
Molecular function (GO): signaling receptor activity
Source: RefSeq, a predicted model, not a curated record